GUCGAGCAGCAGCAGCACCAGCAGCAGCACGCGGAAACAGUCGAAAGAGCGCGAUAAUCGAAAGAACCUGAGUUGAGUUUUAAGACGGUUGCACAGGAAUACACGAAUUGUCUGAGGUGUGUUUUUUCUGUCGCAAAAUACUCGUAAAUCAGAGCAAACAGCAAUUGAGAUUGUGAAUGGGCCGGGCCAGCAGCAUUUGAAAAUCGCUGUGUCUCAGUGUGGCAAUUUCUGUGCCUUAGUUUGUUGGCUAAUUGUGCAAGUAAGAGAUACAGAUACAGAGGUACUUGUACGGCCGCAGCAACCACGCUUCAUAUUUCGCAUGCGCGACGUUCGUUUCGUCUAGUUUUUGUGUAUAUCUGUGUGAGUGGCCGCGUAUCUGUGUGUGCGCGUUAGGUGUGUCUGUGUAUGUGCGCUCAAUCUUUGCUCAAUCGCAAUCUUUGGGCAUUGCCAAAACAGGUUAACUUAAAGCAAACGUGUUCUUUACUCUCUUGUUGACUUUGUCCGCGCAAAGUCAAAAUUUAGUCAGCAACAAAAAAAGUUCAAAAUAAAUUAAAAUCAAAAAAAAAAAAAUAAACCUAUACAACAAUUCCUGUGUUUCCCCGUUGAUCUGCUGAAGUGAACAGUGACCUGCACAACCUGCAACGAGACCAGGAACCUUAAGAACCCCAGCAACACAGACUGCUUCGACAUGGAUGCAGCCGCCGAUGGACUGCCGCCAGCGGCGCCAGCAGCAGCAGCAACAACGGCCAACAGCGAUCUGGACUUGGCGGCCCGUCGCCGGCUCUUCAUCUCACAGCCCUCGACACUGGCGACACGACGCCAGCAGGCGGUUUGUGUGAGGCGGGCCCACAAAAUGUACGGCAGCACCAAGAACCCCAAUGUCGUGCUCGACGGCCUGAACAUGACAGUGCCCAAGGGGUCCAUCUAUGGUCUUUUGGGCGCGUCUGGAUGCGGCAAGACGACUCUGCUCAGCUGCAUCGUUGGCCGGCGUCGUCUCAAUUCGGGAGAGAUUUGGGUGCUCGGCGGACGGCCGGGAUCCCGUGGUUCCGGUGUGCCAGGACCCCGAAUUGGCUAUAUGCCACAGGAGAUAGCCCUUUACGGCGAGUUCACAAUGCGUGAGACCUUAAUAUACUUUGGCAUUAUCUCGGCCAUGCCACGCAGCGACAUCGAGGAUCGCACCGAAUUCCUACUCAAAUUGCUCAAUUUGCCAAAUGGCUCGAAAUUUGUCAAGAAUUUGAGUGGCGGCCAGCAGCGACGCGUGAGUCUGGCCGUGGCCCUACUCCACGAACCGGAACUGCUCAUUCUCGACGAGCCCACAGUGGGCGUGGAUCCGGUGCUGCGACAGAGCAUCUGGGAUCAUUUGGUGGACAUUACAAGAAAUGGUCACACAACUGUGAUAAUCACCACGCAUUACAUAGAUGAGUGUGCCCAGGCGCAUAUGAUUGGAUUGCUACGCGGUGGCAAGAUGUUAGCCGAGGAGUCGCCGGACUAUCUGAGGCAGCAGUACAAUGCGGACUCACUGGAAGCUGUAUUCCUUAAGCUCUCGGUGAUGCAGAAUAUGGGCAAGCGUCGUCGCUCGUCCAUUGCCCAGGAGAUAGUCGAACAGGUGACGGUCCCAGCCAUCUCCAAUCCUGCCCUGGACAUGUCCGAUGAGCAGCAUGCCGCUGAGAUUUCCGGCGAGUUCGGCGACAACAUAUCGAUGUCCUCUGCUGCCCGGGACCCCAUCACCAGCACAGCCCCAGUUGCUCCGCCCUUGCCGCCUGCACAGGAGAUACCCGCCUCCUUCUGGUACAACCUGCAUGUGAUGCAAUCGCAUCAUCUGCACGCGCUCAUUUGGAAGAACUUCCUCUGGAUGAUGCGGAAUGUGGGGGUAAUGCUGUUCAUUGUGGGCCUGCCUGUGGUUCAGAUACUGCUGUUCUGCUAUGCCAUCGGCCAUGAUCCUACCGGGCUCAAAGUGGCCGUGGCGAAUCACGAGAUGUCUGAGGAAAUGAUUAUGCAACAAUUCUGUCCAGUGAACUCCGGAUGCAAUCAGACAAUGCUGAGCUGCCGCUAUAUCGAUAUGCUGGUCAAGAACAAGAGCAUGGUUGUGAAAUAUGUGGACGACGACGAGGCCGCCUACGAAGAGGUGAAGCGCGGCAAGGCCUGGGCCGCUUUGGUAAUCCAACCCAACUACACCUCGGCCCUAAUGGAGCGUGUAGAGGAUGGCCGAUAUGCAGAGGAUGCCACCAUCGAGGCCUCCGAUCUGGGGGUGCGCAUGGACUGGUCCAAUCAACAAAUCUCUACACUGCUAUACCGGGACCUACAGUACACAUUCUUUGACUUUGUGGAGAGCAUGCUGACCGAAUGCGAGGUGAAUCCCAAGCUGGGGCGCGUGCCCGUCUCAACUGAGCAGCCCAUCUAUGGCUAUCGGAAUCCCAACUUUACGGACUUCGCCGCGCCCGGCGUGAUACUGACCAUUAUUUUCUUUCUGUCCGUGGCCAUAACAUCGGGUGCUAUGCUGAUUGAACGCAACGAGGGAAUGCUGGAGCGGUGCCUGGUGGCGGGCAUCACGGGCCCCGAAAUCCUGCUCUCACAGGUGGUCACACAGUUCACGGUUAUGCUCAGUCAGACGAUCUUCGUUCUUAUCGUCAGCUUCUACUUCUUUGAGCUAACUUUGGUGGGCGAUAUCUGGCUGGUGGUGGCUCUUUGCAUCCUCAACGGCCUGUGCGGCAUGAGCUUUGGGUUUGUCAUCUCGUGCGCCGUCGACACGGAGAGGACGGCCACUUAUGUGGCCAUGGGCUCGUUUCUGCCCAUCGUGAUGCUGUGCGGCAUCAUUUGGCCCAUCGAGGGCAUGUUCCCGUUGCUGCAGUUCGCCACCGCCUUCCUGCCGCUGACCAAACCCACGGAAUCGAUGCGUUCCAUCCUGCAACGCGGCUGGGGCAUCGACAAUCCCACUGUCUACAAUGGCUUCAUUUCGAUUUCGUCAUGGGUGCUGGUGUUCCUUGUGCUCACCAUCCUUUUGCUCAAAUUCAAGAAAGGAUAAGUUUUAGAGCUGUAGAUUGAGCAUACUUCUUAUGAUUUUACUAGGUUGUAAGGGUAGUCCGUACACUCUAUGUCUUACUGUAUGUCUCUUGUACAAUGUUUAAAUCUAAGAUAGGUUCCGGAAUUCAACUAUGUCACUUACUAUGCAUGGAAAUUGUUGUGCCUUGUAGGUUUAAGUCCUCAUGUCCUCACAUCAUUCACCUCCUUUCAGUACAAUGAGAACUGUAAUUACAUCUGAAAACAUUUUAUUUAUGCCCUUAAGCUUGUGAACAAAAAAUUUGAAUAAAAUUUAUAGAUGAACGCUUACAAAA
This is a messenger RNA of Drosophila persimilis, 3332 nucleotides long. RefSeq names its product ABC transporter G family member 20 (gene osy). The coding region runs from base 689 to 3022 and encodes 777 amino acids. Gene Ontology annotation, molecular function: ATP binding; ABC-type transporter activity; ATP hydrolysis activity. Lineage: Eukaryota; Metazoa; Arthropoda; Insecta; Diptera; Drosophilidae. The transcript has 9 exons. Gene Ontology annotation, cellular component: membrane. The record is from RefSeq and is a predicted model, not a curated record.